This is a messenger RNA of Macrobrachium nipponense, 1563 nucleotides long. RefSeq names its product soluble scavenger receptor cysteine-rich domain-containing protein SSC5D-like. The transcript has 2 exons. NCBI's taxonomy places the organism in Eukaryota, Metazoa, Arthropoda, Malacostraca, Decapoda, Palaemonidae. The record is from RefSeq and is a predicted model, not a curated record. The coding region runs from base 24 to 1406 and encodes 460 amino acids.
ACGUUCUUAAUACUGGUGCUAAGAUGUUGCAUAGGCCUAACCCUGGUCCUGAGAUUCUGAAUGGGCUUAAUCCGGAUGCUGAGAUUCUCUCUGAGCCUCAUCCUGUUCCUGAGGUUUUGAAUGAACUUAAUCCUGAUGCCGAGACUUUCCCUGAGCCUCAUCCUGGUGUGGAGGAUUUCCAUGGAAUUAAUCCUGAUAUCGAGAGUCCUGAGCCUUAUCCUGGUAUGGAGAUUUUCGAUGAAAUUCACCCAGAAGCUGAUACUCAUCAUGAAUCCAGCCCCAGUCUUGAUAUCUAUCAUGAUGCUAAUCCUGAAGAUGAGAUUUUCAACAGACCUGGUCCUGAUCCUGAGUCUUACGAUAGUCUAAGUCAUGAACCCAGUCUCGUUGCUGACCCUUUCUUCAGACCAAAUCCUUAUUUUGCAGGAGUCAACAGACCUAUCCCUGAUUAUGAUACAUUCCCUGAAUCUAAUCCUGGCCCUGAAAUUUUCCAUGAGCCCAUUCCAGGUCCUGAAUCUUACUAUGAAACCAAUCCUGAACUCGAGAAUCCUGGUCUUGAGGUCUUCCAAGGACCAGAUCAAGGCCCUUACCCAGAACAGCCUGGAAUUGAAGAACCACACCAAAUGCCCAACUCAUUCCUUGAUCUUAGUUCCAGUCCCAUCUCCUAUCCUUUCCAUGACCCAGAGGCCAUUCCAGUACCUGAAGAAAUGCCUGGCCCUCUGCCGCAGAUGGUCUCCGAAAUUCUUCCAGUUCCUGAGCUAGCAGGUGAUGAAGAAGUGCUUCCAGUUUCUGAGAUAACAGGUGACCAAGAAGUAUUUCCAGUUCAUGAACUGACAGGUGGUGAAGAAAUGUAUCCAGUUGAUGAACUGACAGGUGGCCAAGAAAUGCUUCCGGUUCAUGAACUGACAGAUGACCAAGAAAUGCUUCCAGUUCAUGAACUGACAGGUGACCAACAAAUGCUUCCAGUUUCUGAGCUAACAGGUGACCAACAAAUAUUUCCAGUUCAUGAACUGACAGGUGACCAGGGACUGCUUCCAGUUACAGAUGAGCUAGCAGGUGACCAAGAACUUGUUCCUGUCAUUGAUCCUGUUGCCGUCCCUGUCCCACAGCUGGUUGAAGAUGUGGUCGAGCAGGAAGUUGAGGUACCAGAAUCCCUUGAUACUCAUAUGAAUCUGCCUGGUGAAAGCUACCCUAUCAUUAGGGCUUCCAUAUUCUCUUUGCCAGUCAAAACUUACAGAAUCGUGACCGAAGGACACAGGGGCCUGGAAGGAUUCGGAGGGACUCCGUUUUACCUUGAGAACGCCUCCCCUGUAGGACGCCCGUUUUUUGCAACCAGAGGAUAUAGCGGUCCCGUCAGUCUAGUCGUAUCUCCUUUUAGGUGGGCGAGCUUGAGCCCCGUUUUCUAUUAAAUCACGUGAUUUUAGUUAGAGAUUUAUUUUUGUCAUAAAUGGAUUUACGUGGCGCCAAAUCGUAGCUGUUUUGUUUUUUUAAAAAUGAAAUCCUAAAUUUGUUCUUAGAAUCUAUAUACUGUGAUUUCCUUAAAGGCAUGAUUACCAUAGAGGUCGU